AUGAGUAAGAAUGGAUUUGAUAAACAUACCAAUCUCGUGGAAGCACCUCGAUUGUCAGAGUAUAAUUUCAGUAUAGAUGCAUCGGGGAUCGUAUCAGAUAUUGGAAGAAUCAAGGAAACCAAGUGGCCCAAGCCUAUACAAACUGAUCAUUCUCAAAGGAAUCCAAACUUGAUGUGUAAGUAUCAUGGCACACAUGGUCAUAGGACCGAAGACUGCAGGCAGCUGAGAGAAGAAGUAGCUCGAUUGUUCAACGAGGGUCAUAUUCGAGAAUUUCUUAGUGAUCGAGCUAAGAACCACUUCAGGGAAAGAAAUGCAAACAGGAAAAAUGAGCAGGAAGAACUGCAACAUGUAAUUCAUAUGAUCGUAGGCGGCAUCGAUGUUCCACAAGGGCCUAUAUUCAAAUGCACCAAGGUGUCGAUCACCAGAGAAAAAUGGACUCGGAGCUACGUGCCCAAGGGCAUCCUAUCAUUCAAUGACGAGGAAGCGGAAGGCAUAUCUCAGACACAUAAUGACGCCCUGCUCGGCCUACAGGAUCAAAUUAUAGCUGCAUCCCGAGUCCUAAAUGCCUUCAACAUGGCAAGCAAAACAACAAAUGGGGAGAUCAUCCUACCAGUGAAUGUGGUCGGAACCAUUCAAGAUACGAAAUUACAUGUCAUCGAAGGCGACAUGAGGUAUAAUGCACUUCUCGGAAGGAGUGAAAACGGUCUAUGGAGAACAACAUGCCGCAAAGGAAAUGUUUGCAGUCAAUGA
This is a messenger RNA of Nicotiana tabacum (common tobacco), 750 nucleotides long. Lineage: Eukaryota; Viridiplantae; Streptophyta; Magnoliopsida; Solanales; Solanaceae. The record is from RefSeq and is a predicted model, not a curated record.